Messenger RNA from Cylindrotheca closterium, 549 nucleotides. Lineage: Eukaryota; Bacillariophyta; Bacillariophyceae; Bacillariales; Bacillariaceae. The record is from the annotation of a GenBank genome assembly.
AUGAUCAAGGCUUUUACGUUGGCGACAUGGCCCCCGAAGAUAUCUAUCUUGUACGGGGGCAAUGCCUUAUACGGGGCCGGCAAUAUUUUUGAUGAGCGACGGGUACGAGCCGGAAUCUUGAAAAAGAUGCGUCGUAUCCCCAAGAGUGGAUUGGUGCUGGUAAGAGAUGAAGAUCUCAGCCACCUCCCACCCGAAAUCUUUCAAGGAUACGAUGCUAAGAAACUGGACAUGUGGGUCUUGGCAGUAUUGCUAUUUGAACUCCUAACGGGAGAAAAGCUCUACCGAAUCCCAAGUCCAUACGAUCUAUCCUUUCAGUACUUUAUCUGGGCAGGAGGUUUGACCAACAUCACUCCAAAUGAUGCCCAGCAUUUGCUUCAGCAGCCAAUGUUGCGAGAAGUGGCCUUUCUCGAAGAGAACUACGUUCGUAAAAUGAGUCCCGAGCUCAAGGAACUCUUUGAGAAUACACUUUGCGUUGAAGCUUCGGAGCGUUGGGGAGUGGAUCAAGUGUUGGACUCGGAAUGGCUCAAUACACACAGCCAGAAUGAUUGA